Molecule: messenger RNA, 2161 nt
Organism: Octodon degus (degu)
Lineage: Eukaryota; Metazoa; Chordata; Mammalia; Rodentia; Octodontidae
Gene: Fbxw8
Product: F-box and WD repeat domain containing 8
Exons: 13
Coding region: 1-2103 (700 amino acids)
Biological process (GO): cilium assembly; protein ubiquitination
Cellular component (GO): ciliary basal body; Cul7-RING ubiquitin ligase complex; centriole
Molecular function (GO): protein binding
Source: RefSeq, a predicted model, not a curated record
AUGGGCCCUGAUGACCACAAGCUGAUCAGGAAUGAAAGAGGACUUCCAGAUCCGCUUCGGAAAGUAGCCAGAGUGACGGGUACGCUUGCUCAGAGUGAGGGGCAGUAUUUUGAAGGGGGCUCAGGCAACGUGUCCUUUAUGGACAGCCGAGAAGCCGGGCGCGGGUCCUCCGCCCGGCGGGCAGCUGGAGGGGCGGAGCCGGGGGCGUGGUCGCCCGCCCGGAACCCAAAACGCCGUCCUCUUGGUUUCCGGUCGCGGCGGACACUUCUCGCGGAGGGACCGCUCCGUGGCACCGGCGGCGGCGGCGGCGGGCACGGAGCGGAGGCGGACGCGGACGAGCCGGGGGAGAGCACGGAGCCGGCGGGUCACCGGAGGCAGGAGGAGCUGGCGCAAGCCCAGGCGCUGAGGAAGCGGCGGCGGCCGCGAAGGCCCGAGGUGGCAGUCGGGGGCGACGAGCAGGCCUCCGGGUACCUGGCGCUGGCCCAGGGCCUCCUGGAGGGCGCAGGGAGGCCCCCCGCGGCGCGGGCGGCCAGGCCGGAAGCCUCGAGCCGCUCCCGCUCGCCUCCGGUCCGGGAAGGCGCGGGGGGCGGGGAGCCGCUGGUGGACCAGCUCAUCCGCGACCUGAAUGAAAUGGAUGAUGUGCCCUUCUUUGAUGUCCAGCUGCCUUAUGAAUUGGCAAUCAAUAUAUUUCAGUAUCUGGACAGGAAAGACCUAGGAAGGUGUGCGCAGGUGAGCAAGACGUGGAAGGUGAUUGCUGAAGACGAGGUGCUGUGGUACAGACUGUGCCAGCAGGAAGGACACCUUCCAGAGAGCAGUAUCUCAGAUUAUUCCUGCUGGAAGCUCAUCUUCCAAGAGUGCCGAGCCAAGGAACACAUGUUAAGAACCAACUGGAAGAGUCGCAGAGGUGCCGUGAGCGAGCUGGAACACAUUCCCGAGGCAGUGUUGUGUGACGUGCAUUCUCACGAUGGCGUGGUCAUUGCUGGAUAUACAUCAGGAGACGUGCGGGUGUGGGACACCCGCACCUGGGACUAUGUGGCCCCCUUCCUGGAAUCCGAGUAUGAGGAGGAUGAGCCUGGAAUGCAGCCAUACGUCUCCUUUGUGAGGAUAAACAGCUCGCUGGCGGUAGCAGCUUAUGAGGAUGGAUUUCUGCAUAUUUGGGACCUGAGGACCGGAACAAGUCCUGUCCAUCGCUUUGAGCAUGAUGCACGAAUACAAGCGCUAGCCCUCAGCCGGGAAGGUGCCACUGUUGCUACUGCUUCUGCUUUUGACGUUGUGAUGUUGUCUCCCAGUGAAGAGGGGUACUGGCAGAUAGCUGCAGAAUUUGAAGUUCAAAAACUGGUUGACUACCUUGAAAUAGUUCCUGAUAGUGGACAGAACCGUGUGGCAAUAGCCACUGCUGGAGAUCUCGUAUAUCUGCUAAAAGCUGAAGACUCUGCCAGAACCCUUCACUAUGUCUAUGGCCAGCCUGUCACGUGUCUAGAUGUCUCAGCCAACCAUGUUGCUUUUGGUGUGAAGAGUCUGGGAUGGGUAUACGAAGGAAACAAGAUCCUGGUGUACAGCCUGGAAGCAGAACGCUGCCUCUCGAAGCUGGGUAAUGCGCUUGGUGACUUCACUUGUGUCAACCUCAGAGACAGCCCCCCCCACCUCAUGGUCAGUGGCAACAGGGACAGGAGAGUGAGGAUCCAUGACCUCCGCACUGAUAAAAUCACCUUGUCACUGUCCGCGCACCAGCUUGGGGUCUCUGCAGUCCAGAUGGAUGACUGGAAAAUUGUCAGUGGAGGCGAGGAAGGGCUCGUGUCAGUAUGGGAUUAUCGGAUGAACCAGAAGCUGUGGGAGGUCCAUUCCAGACACCCUGUACGGCACCUCUCCUUCAACAGCCACCGUCUUAUCACAGCCAACGUGCCCUACGAGAAGGUGGUACGCAACAGCGACCUAGACAGCUUCGCCACCCACCGGAGACACCGGGGGCUGAUCCAUGCCUAUGAGUUUGCAGUGGACCAGCUGGCCUUCCAGAGCCCUCUGCCCAUCUGCCGUUUCUCCUGUGACGCCACAGCCAGUUCCAACUAUGAUCUUGCUCUGGCUUUCCCCCAUGAUAGUACCUAAGCAUCGCCUCAUUUGGGAGAAAAUCGGGCCAGACCAAUUUUAUAAAUUUUAAAACCAC